Molecule: messenger RNA, 1266 nt
Organism: Fusarium keratoplasticum
Lineage: Eukaryota; Fungi; Ascomycota; Sordariomycetes; Hypocreales; Nectriaceae
Product: Peptidase A1 domain-containing protein
Exons: 4
Coding region: 1-1266 (421 amino acids)
Biological process (GO): proteolysis
Molecular function (GO): aspartic-type endopeptidase activity
Source: RefSeq, a predicted model, not a curated record
AUGAGAAACCCUCUUUUGCUCGUCACGUUCUUUGCGACAAGCUUUGCGACUGCCCUAGUCGUGCCUGAGGGCAAGGUCCCCGUGGGCAAGGUUCCUACUGGCUUCUCUCUCGAGGCGAGCACGCGCAGUGGCUCCAAGCCCAGCUUUGUCAAGGCGCUUGUGGCUGCAAAGGAGAAAUGGGGCGGUGGUGUUUCACGAGAGACCCUGGAGGCCUUUUCUCUUCUUGAGGACGAUGGUCAGGUGAACGUGGAGCCUCUCGAGAACGACGCCAUCUACAUCGCCGACGUCAAGAUUGGAAACCCUCCCCAGACGGUCAAGAUUGCUAUCGACACUGGAUCUGCCGACUUUUGGGUGCAAUCCUCCGACACCAUCUAUCGAUUCAACCCCGAGGGACCCUGGGCUCCUCAGUACAAGCCCAACAUGUCCAGGACCUCUCGUCGCCUCCGCGAUGCGAUGUGGGAUGUUUCCUAUGUCGACGGUUCUCAUGCUCACGGCAGCGUCUAUCUCGACACGGUCCGCAUGGGCGGCUUCGAACUCAAGGACGCAGCCAUCCAGUCAGCGCACAUCGUUGCCAUGCGGUUUGAGACUCGCACUGAGAUCACGGGCAUCAUGGGCCUCGCCAAGAACCUCUCCAGCAACGUCAGCCCUCAGACUCCCUCUCUGCUCGAUACGCUGCGUCCCCAUCUCGACAGCCCAGUCUUCACCGCCGAUCUGCGUCGCAAUGCCACAGGCCGCUUCGAUUUUGGUCGUAUCGACGAGAGCCGGAUCAAGGACAACAUCACGUGGGUCAACACGCGCGAGGACAGUCCUCACUGGGAUGUCACCUUUGACAUGACAGCCUGGAACGGUCAGCGUCGUGUCUGGUUCGCCCACACGUUCGAGGCCACCGUCGACACGGGCACCUCGCUGCUGUUCAUGCCCCCUUCCCUUGCCGCUCUGUACUGGUACGACGUGCCAGGCAUGCGCGUCGACCCUCGUCUCGACAACUCCUUUACCUUUCCCUGCCAGUUUGCCGACGGUCUGCCAGACCUGAUGUUCAAGAUACCCAGCACAGAGCACAUCUUGACCAUUCCCGGGUCGUACCUCAACUAUGGACCUGUCAAGGACGAUCCAGAGUACUGCUGGGGAGGCAUGCAGAGCGCUGAUGCUAUUGGCGGCGUCACCAUCUUUGGUGACGUGGUGCUCAAGGCGCUGUACGUUGCUUUCGACCUAGAGAACAACAAGGUUGGGUUUGCCAACAAGUAUCUCGACGAUAUCGAUGAGUGA